This is a messenger RNA of Strongylus vulgaris, 545 nucleotides long. The record is from the annotation of a GenBank genome assembly. Lineage: Eukaryota; Metazoa; Nematoda; Chromadorea; Rhabditida; Strongylidae.
AUGCCCCUUCUUGAGUAUCCCUCAGGACUAAAGAUGAAGCUCGUGAUAUGUGAGACCAUGAUUGCUCACUUGGCCUCGAGUUGGAUUGAUCAUUAUUUAACUUGGGAUCCGGUGGAAUAUGGGAAUAUUCGAGAAGUACGCCUACCGAUAUCAAAUAUUUGGAAACCGGACGUAUUAUUGUACAAUAGCGUCGAUCAACAAUUUGACAGCACAUGGCCUGUCAAUGCAGUCGUUUACCAUACCGGAAAUGUUACCUGGAUACCGCCAGCCGUAAUUAGGUCAAGUUGCAGUAUUGACAUCGCUUAUUUUCCCUUCGAUUCUCAGCACUGUACUAUGAAGUUUGGAUCUUGGACAUACUCAGGAUUCUUCACUGAUUUGCGCAAUGCUUCAGUUUCUGUAGGCACAUAUCAACCAAAUGGAGAAUGGGAGCUGUUAGAUCUUACUUCAAAACGUUCUAUAUUUUACUACGAAUGCUGCCCGGAGCCUUAUUAUGACAUCAAAUUCACUAUAUCAAUAAGAAGACGAACGUUAUAUUAUGGGUGAGU